CGUACCAUAUCCUGCAGAGAACGCCUGCUUCAUUCGAAAUGAAGCUCGCAGCUAUGUUUGCGAGCAAUGCUGCUGAUUCCUCUCACCACGGCUUGCAAGCCUCCUUCACGCCCACCAUGCGCUCGAGCAUCAUCUUCCAGCGGCUUCUCUAUCAUCCUAUCCAUAUCACUAACCCGUAUACCAGUUCUUCUCUUGACCAGGCUUGAUCAAUUCAGUUUUUCAUCUCUUACUAACCUCUCCCCUAACUGUGGUACCUGUCCAAACCGGCAUCACGGUUGCUUCUCUCACUCCAGCAGCUCCGCCAUCCAAGCAAGAUACAUAAUUCUCUAUCACUCAUGCCAUUUGGUCUCACAGUUCUUUCUCUCAUCUCGUUCGUGCUCACAAAAGCAAACUACCUCUUCCUCAGCUCUAACACUACAACACAUACACAAGGACGAGCAAUAGGAGAUGCUCGUGCUUUCGCCGGGGGACUACCUCCUCUAUCAGCCGGCAGAUUCUAAUCUACCGCCUUGGCCAGCUGUAGUCUGCACUGAUGACCUGGCUCCGAACAAAAUUGCUUCCGCUCGGCCUCAUGGGUACUUCACCUUGAUCUUGGUGAUUAAAGAGAGGUUGGAAUUCCGCUAUGCAUCGACGGGGGAAAUGAAAACAUAUGACUAUCCUAAUCCAGACGAAUUUGCACGGACCCGGGGCCUGGGAACGGCCUAUGACCGUGUGCACGAGGCGAUGGACUCGGGAAUGGGGCUGUGUUAUUGGAGAAACACGACUGAAGACCAGCGUGCUGAAGAAGCCUCCUCGGACUCAAGUUCGACCUUAAGCUCAGAUGGGGACUCCGGGUUUGACAAAUCCCAAUUACGCCUAGCGAGAAAGCUCAGUCUUGCGGGCCAGGAAACCAGCGCGAGAUCCGCCUUGCGAACACCCCCUACGUCUCCUCCGCAACCACGAAAACGGCAGAUACUCCCUCUAUCGCGCUCAUGUGUGAACGAUUUGCCCGAUAUCCGAAACCAUUUUCCUCCGGCCUCAUCUUCAACUUCUGGAGCAAACGCGGUCAAUGCAAAUCGCGGCUCAGUCCGGGCUGAGGAUGCACUUGAAGGCGAAAUUUCCGAUAGCAGGGAAUUCGUAGAGUUCCUAGUUGGUCCGGAGAAAGAGUCUUUCAUGAUACCGAAGAAGGAAAUGGACCUUCGUACCAGUUUCUCCGACCGUCAUCACGGCUAUCUCCGAGCUAAGGGGAAGAAGACAUGGACGAUAGAUAUGCCGUGCCUUGAGUCAAUAUACCCGGAGGACUUCCGUUACAUCGCCGACUUUAUGCUCACUGGCGAAUUCGGCCACCGGCGCGUAGAGGACGACGAGCAGCGAGCCAUCGCAAUGGCAGAGUGUGUCGCAGCUUGGGAGGUUGGGGAGAGGCUCGGAAUGGUCGACAUCCUUGAUCGUAUUGUUGGCAAAAUGGAGCAUAUGAUGCCUUGGAGCACGGAAGAAGUGCUCGCUUUCGCCAUCGUGGUCUACAGGACGGAGGAAGCCCCGUUGUCUGUCUAUGAGACUAUGAAGGCAAUGCUCACGGAUUUCAUCGCCGACAACUUCUACGACUUCGUCAAGGUCCAUGGCGAAAACUUUACCGAUCGAUUUCAGCGGAUCCCCGAGCUGGAGGAAGAGGUCUAUCGAAAGAUGUCGGAGCGGGCUAAGCAAAAGCGAGAGGCGGAGAUGGAGUACGGUUGACAGUGUUGACGAAGUGCUGACCAGGGUCGUCAGCGUUUCGUUUUGUUUGGUUCCUUGGGACGUCUUUUCAUUGUUUCUCCUUCAUUUCAAGCGUCUUUUCAUUUCCUAACGACCCGAAUCCUCUUGGUCUCUUUCGAUCCCUACGGCUCUUCAAAUGCAUAGUAUUCCAUACACUUGCGGUAAGCUCACAGCAAAAAGUAUAACAUCUCGAGCAAGGGGCUGUUCAAUGUAGUCUCGCGAUGUUCUCCAGUCAAACGAAAUGGGGAGCCACAUAUUUCCUGGAAUCGCUCAAAUUGGCAAGGGCUUGUUCUAGCCAAGUACUUGGUGGCGUCCAAUCUUGGGAAGGAGUUAGCGAAGGCGGCUUGCCGCAUCCCCCAGAACAGCCCACCUCGACUGACAUGAACUCAAUAUCUCG
Trematosphaeria pertusa is the source of this 2125-nucleotide messenger RNA. RefSeq lists its product as uncharacterized. The transcript has 3 exons. The record is from RefSeq and is a predicted model, not a curated record. Lineage: Eukaryota; Fungi; Ascomycota; Dothideomycetes; Pleosporales; Trematosphaeriaceae. The coding region runs from base 448 to 1710 and encodes 420 amino acids.